Messenger RNA from Exophiala xenobiotica, 1268 nucleotides. RefSeq lists its product as uncharacterized. Gene Ontology annotation, biological process: DNA-templated transcription. NCBI's taxonomy places the organism in Eukaryota, Fungi, Ascomycota, Eurotiomycetes, Chaetothyriales, Herpotrichiellaceae. The record is from RefSeq and is a predicted model, not a curated record. Gene Ontology annotation, cellular component: RNA polymerase I complex; RNA polymerase III complex. Gene Ontology annotation, molecular function: DNA binding; protein dimerization activity. The transcript has 2 exons. The coding region runs from base 19 to 1149 and encodes 376 amino acids.
GUUUGUUUCAAUCCACUCAUGGCGCCCAUACAAUCCUCACAGGACAGCCUGGAUAGGCGGAAGGUCGUUGGCAUCAACCCCGAAACCGUGACAAACAUCACCUCGACAGACUUCCCCGGCCAUCAUGCAGGCGAAGAUCUCUCUUGGUCGCUCAAGAAAUUCUCAGAGAACCUGAAGAUCCAAUUCCACCAGAAUGAAAAACUGGAGGCUACAUUCUCCCUUAUCGGCGUCGAUGCUGCCAUUGCCAACGCCUUCCGUCGCAUCCUCCUCGCCGAAGUCCCUACCCUCGCGAUCGAAAAAGUUUACGUGCAGAACAACACCUCGGUGAUUGCAGAUGAAGUCCUUGCACAUCGAUUAGGUCUCAUACCAUUGAAAGGCAGCUUAGAAGGUCUAAAAUGGUUAAAGUGGUUCAUCGAGGCUAAUCCCGAAUACGGCUUUGACGGCAUGGAGCGAACAGACUACAACACGGUCGUCUUGAACCUAAAAGUCAGAUGCGAGCGCAACCCUCACGCUGACAAGAAUGCUACGGAGCCUGAAGAGAAAUACAUCAAUAGCAGCGUCUACUCACGGCAUAUAGUGUGGGAGAAACAAGGUCUCCAGGGGCAGCAGUUCGCGGAUGGACCUAUUGAACCAGUCAGCCCAGACAUCCUAAUCGCUAAACUGCGGCCGGGUCAGGAAUUGGACAUGAUCCUGCAUGCGCAUCUGGGAAAAGGCAGUGACCACGCCAAGUUCAGCCCUGUGGCAACUGCGACGUACCGACUGCUUCCAACUAUCACAAUUACCAAGCCGAUUCUAGGAGCCGACGCCAUAAAAUUCCAGAAAUGCUUCCCACCGGGUGUCAUUGGACUAGAGCGCGUGACAGCUAAGGAAGCCGACUCUGAUGAUCCUGCGCUGGCGGUCUACCGAGGACGUCAGGGCGACGAGAAGGCGGUCGUGAAAGAUCCAAUGCGCGACACGGUUUCCCGAGAAUGUUUGCGCCACGAUGAGUUCAAGGACAAAGUAAAAUUGGGCCGUGUGCAAGACCACUUUAUCUUCAACGUUGAGAGCACAGGACAGUUCCCAAGCGAUAUGCUCUUCGUGGACGCUGUCAGUGUGCUCAAGUACAAGGCCAAGAGGCUACUCCGAGCUCUAGAUGCGGUGGACAAAUGAGCCUUUUUGGUAUAUGAUGGUUAUGAUAUGUAUGCAUGGAGCACGGCGUCGCUAAGCAUUGCAAGGUGUUCUUCUGGCCCUAGAUACCUUGGACUGCAAAAUCAAAAAGUGGUUUUACU